Messenger RNA from Penicillium malachiteum, 678 nucleotides. Its product is annotated as Terpenoid synthase. The transcript has 2 exons. The record is from RefSeq and is a predicted model, not a curated record. Lineage: Eukaryota; Fungi; Ascomycota; Eurotiomycetes; Eurotiales; Aspergillaceae. Bases 1 to 678 code for a protein of 225 amino acids.
AUGUCUUUCGAAGAAGGAUCGACGUACAAUGAAAGGUUGAUCCCUAUCUCCCGCGGCCAUGUGCUCCCAGACCGAUCCGUGCCUGUGGAGUACAUUACCUACGAUAUAUGGGAGAGCAUGCGUGCCCACGAUCGUCCAUUGGCAGAUGAGAUUCUAGAGCCUGUUUUUCAAUUCAUGCGGGCUCAGACUGACCGCACGCGCACUCGACCGAUGGGACUGGGUAGCUAUCUGAAAUAUCGUGAGCGCGAUGUUGGAAAAGCGCUUUUAUCAGCUCUGAUGCGCUUCUCGAUGGGGUUGCACAUUAGCACGGUGGACAUUGCUCUACUCCAGGAGAUUGACGCCAACUGCUCCAAGCAUUUGUCAGUUAUCAACGAUAUCUAUAGCUACGAGAAAGAAUUGCAUGCCUCAAAGACUGCUCAUGCUGAAGGAGGUGCGCUAUGCACCUCAGUGCGUGUCCUAGCUGACGAGGCAGCCGUCCCUAUCCAAGCCGCAAAGCGCGUGCUGUUCUUCAUGUGUCGCGAAUGGGAGCUUCGCCACCAGUCCUUGGUUGAGGAACUAUCCGCCAGUGGGCACCAGGCACCGUCGCUGGCGGCCUAUCUUCAGGGAUUGGAAUUUCAGAUGAGUGGUAAUGAAGAGUGGAGCAAGACCACACUGAGAUAUAACAUUCCGAUCCAGUGA